This is a messenger RNA of Adineta steineri, 1398 nucleotides long. NCBI's taxonomy places the organism in Eukaryota, Metazoa, Rotifera, Eurotatoria, Adinetida, Adinetidae. The record is from the annotation of a GenBank genome assembly.
AUGGUACCCAAUAAAUCUGUCUUGGAUAAAAUUGAAGGAUAUGAUAAAACACAAUUGGUUUCACUUGAUAAAGCAAUUGAACCACUUGCAUCUCUUAUGCCUGAUAUUAAAGAAAGAGUUCAAAUAGCCAAAGAAAAUUCUAUAGCACCUGCAGAUGAUCUGUCAUCGGAUGAAUCAGCAUCGAUUUGUCUUUAUUCACAAGAAUGGAAACCAUCUGAACGUUGUCUUUAUUAUAAACUUAAUGCAGCUUUACGUGAACAAAUACGAGAAAACAUUCAACCAUGGCUUUCAUUUCUUAGACUUCUCGUAAAAGCAGUUAAUCAUUUACCAUCGAAACACGAAUAUGUUUAUCGUGGUGUUAAACAAGAUUUACAUAAUGAUUAUCCAGCAGGUAAAAAAUUUAUCUGGUGGGGAUUUACAUCAUGUACAACUACUAUUGAUGUUCUACAACCAGAAAAGUUUCUUGGUAUGACAGGCCCAAGAACAUUGUUUACUAUUGAAUGUUUCAAUGGAAAAGAUAUAAGUAAACAUUCUUGUUUUACUUCAGAAAAUGAAAUACUUCUGGUAGCUGGAACAGAAUUUGAAGUUAUUGCAUGCCUUGAUAAUGGUGGUGAUUAUCAUACAAUUCAAUUGAAAGAAAUUCCAUCGAUAUCACCACGGCCGCCACCACCUCCAUUACCACUACCAAAACCACCUUCAUUACCGCUACCAACACCACCAUCAACACCAAGAUCAGGUGAUACUCAAAAACUAAUUGACUUAAUUUUAAAAUUUAAACCACGAACAGAUGUGUAUUUAUUUGGUAGAACAUUGGUUGAAAAAGACAUGGAUAUUAUCGUUCAAUAUGCAAUUAUUGAGAGACAAUGUACAGGUCUUUAUUUAAAAGAAACUAAUCUUACAUCAAAAUGCCUUACUGUACUUGCAAAAGCUUUAUAUAAUAAUACAACAUUAAACGGAUUAUAUCUUUCUAAUAAUCAUACAGGUGAUGAAGGUAUAAAAUCUCUAGCAACAGCAUUAUGUAUGAAUAAUAAUAGAACAUUACAAUGUCUUACUCUUGGUCGUAAUUCUAUAUCAAAUGAAGGUGCUCAAUAUCUUGCUGAAAUGUUAAAAAGAAAUCGAACAUUAAAAGAACUUUGGUUAUCAGAUAAUCCUAUUGGUGAUCAAGGUGUACAGGCAUUAACAGAAGCACUUAUCCAUAAUAAUCAAACACUUGAAAUUCUAUCAAUCGGAUGGGAUAAAUCAAUUUGUGAUUCAAGUGUUGAUGCAUUAGUAGAUAUGUUAAUGAAAAAUCGAUCAUUAAAAAAAGUUGAUCUAGUUAGUUGUAAACUAUCUAGAAUGGAUAAAACACGACUUCGCGAAGCAGUUAAGUCGAAAAAAACUAUUGAACUUCAGAUUUAA